Molecule: messenger RNA, 729 nt
Organism: Monopterus albus (swamp eel)
Lineage: Eukaryota; Metazoa; Chordata; Actinopteri; Synbranchiformes; Synbranchidae
Product: C-type lectin domain family 10 member A-like
Exons: 7
Coding region: 1-729 (242 amino acids)
Source: RefSeq, a predicted model, not a curated record
AUGACGACUGAAUACCAUGAUGACGUUGAAGACGACAGCAGCUCCUUCUGGAACAAAGACAUGAAAACGUCGAACAGAUUGUGGUCUGUGGAGAAAGGUGUUUCCAACCUGACUGACUCACUGAGCACUGCCCAGCAGCUCACCAAAGAUGCAGCCAUGGACGUUCGCCGGAUGAAGUUUGCUGUGGAGAGCAACAGGGACCAGCUGACCUCAGUAUCAGAGGCACUGAAGCAGCUCUCAGUUCUGGACACUCUCAGCAGGACAGUGGCUACUCUCAAAUGUUCCCUCGAACGCCUCAUCAACAAUGGUUCAGCGGCAGACGGCUGUUGUCCUCUGGGUUGGGAUCUUUUCAGCUCCAGCUGUUACUUAUUCAGCAAGACGCCUUUGGCUUGGCAGGACGCCAGAGACUGGUGCAACGGCCACGAAUCUCACCUGGUCAUACUCAACACUGACGAGGAGUGGGACUUCGUGGUCCAUCAUGCCAUGGGCACCUUCCACUGGGUGGGUUUGAGUGAUGAGAGAACAGGGAAAUGGGAGUGGGUCAACCAGACGCCGUACGUCAUGAACCGAAGGCGGUGGAGACCCGGUCAGCCCGACAGCUGGACCGGUCACGGUCUCGGUCCUGGAGAUGAAGACUGUGCUCAUCUUCACUAUGACGGACACCUCAAUGACCUGCACUGCUCCACCAGGAUGCGCUACAUCUGCCAGAGACACAGCCAGCGCAGCUGA